Molecule: messenger RNA, 1193 nt
Organism: Penaeus monodon (black tiger shrimp)
Lineage: Eukaryota; Metazoa; Arthropoda; Malacostraca; Decapoda; Penaeidae
Exons: 7
Coding region: 126-1016 (296 amino acids)
Source: RefSeq, a predicted model, not a curated record
GAGAGAGAGAGAGAGAGAGAGAGAGAAAGAGAGAGGAGUAAGAAACAAAAGAAAGAAAGAAAGAGGGAGAAAAAAAAAAAAAAAAAAAAAAAACUUAGCAAAAAAGAAAGCGAGAUCAAAUCCCCAUGACCGAGGCCCUCCCCUCACCACACGUCCUCCCUCGCUCUGCCGCAGUUGUCGUGGUGGUGAACCCGAAGGUGUGCGACGGGAAUGGGAGGCGCGGCGUCUGUUUGCCUUACUUCUACUGCGGGAAGUACGAGGGGACCGUCGCGGGCAAGUGCACGCUGGGCCUCGGCGAGUGCUGCGUCUGUGAGUGUUCUCUGCGCCUGGACCUCAAGACGGCCGAGCUGGCCCCGCCCGACGCCGAGGGAGUGUGUCAGGACCAAUUCCUUCAGGUAGAGGUUUACCUGGAUGUCCGCGCUGAUGACGGGCCCUUCGAAGUCAAGGUGACAAACAACGUUGACUCUCCGGACUCAGAAUGGGACAUUGAGGUCGAGCAGAUCGGCUGCACUUCGCCGGACUUGGCACCGGCAGGGUGUCUUCAGUACAUCAAAGGCAAGACGGGGGAGAUACAAAGUUUCAAUUACGAAGAUAAGCCAACAGAUGCUAAACAACCUAAUGGAAAUACAGGAUCUCGCCACCUGCAGGAGGACUACAGCAUCUGUGUCCGCCAAGAACCGGGCUACUGUAGCAUCAAAUGGGCGGCCGCGGCGGGCGAGACUCACGCCUUCACCCUCACUGGGGACUUGGUCGGCAUCCCUAACAUCCUUCCGCCCAUCUUCGGAUCCGCCACCAACAGCUUGUGCCCAUUCACGGACCACCUGGUGAUCGCUGGCGGCACGGUGGUCGCGGGGGGCGGCGAGACCCCCGCCAGCAUUUUCUGCGGAUCCGAGUUCCCGGAUGAAGUCGUCAGCGAUAGUUUCAGGGUGGAUGUGGUGACCAAUGGACAGGAAGGCGACGACACCGACUUCGACAACCGAGGUUUCCAUCUCGAGUACGAACAAAUUAAAUGCUGAAAAGUCGUGAAAAUAUUCUACGCGCGUUUAUUGUAUGGUAUAUAUUUAGUAUUAUAAGAUUUUUUUUAUUGUUUUAUUGUUGUUGUUGCUGAUGUUAUAAAUAUUAUUUUUUCUGUAUUUGUUUUAUGCUUAUUGCUCUCUGUUGUUUAUUUUUUGUAACGAUGCUAAAGAAAUGGA